AGAAGAAUUUAAAAAUAGGCCGACAACAAAGGACGCACCUUGUCAUGACGACUAUCGAAAUGAAGGGGGCGGCAAUACGUCUCUGCUGCGCUCUAGACUGCCAUACCGACGAAGAAGAAGAAGAAGAAGAGGGAGGAGGCGAAAAAGAAAAAGAAGAAGAGUUACCUAUUAGCUUUGCCGACAGUUCUACCAGGACCGAAAUUAUGUGACGUUGCUGUGUCCGACACCAAAACAAAGCUGACAAACAGAUAUAAAUAUGAGGUAAAUGUGUGAAAAAGGACGUAAACGGGACAGUCAUCCGCUAACAAGCUACAGAGCUAAUUAGCGGCGUCUGCAGCUUCCCAGCAGCGGAAACAUCAGCAUUGUCCGGAUCCAGUAGAGGCCAGCAGCACCUCCGAUCCGGUCUGACUGGACCCAGCAGGUCCCAGAAACAUGCAUGCGGAGUUUCGGGCACCACGGCGACGGGCCCUGGUACGGGAGGAGUACGAGGGUCCGCUGCCUGUGAGCCGUAACCCAGAGAAGAGGGAUCACUUCAGGGCAGAACUCGUCAACCAACACGUGCUGGUCUGUCAUCCAGACCACAUCCAGAAGAUCCACUGUCAGUCCACAUGUCGAAGUGUCCUCAUUUGCAUAGCCAUGGAAGUUUGUCGUUUCCUAGUAAUAUUGUAUAAUAACAUUUUUGUUUCUCUUACAGAACACAAAGGCUUGUUUCUACCUGUCGUCUCACAGUCCAGGUAUGAGCAGCUGCUGAGGUUGGCAGGGGAAGCUCUCUUUGCUCAGGGAUUGGAUGAAGAAGCUAUCAGUCAAACCCUGCUCAGACUGUCUCAGCCAGUAAAAAUGGAGGAAGUGAGGAGGGCGCUGGAAGGGGGAGAGAAUGGACAGAGAGGGGAAAAUCAGUGGGAAGGACCUGGAUCAGAUGGUGGAGGUUGUCCCCACACAAAGACACUGAGGCCGGGGUCAGAUGUUGAGCCACAGGCCAAGAGCAGCUGCAGCUUAGACACACAAGACCUGAACCACAGCCAAGACCCUGAUCCCAGCUCAGACCAGGACUCUGACUCCACCCCUGAUCCUGACCCAGUUUCUGAUGCCAGCUCUGACUCUGAUCCUGAUCCUGAGCCUUUGGUUCCAGGUCCUAGUUUUGUCCUGGUGGUCUCUGACAGUGAGUUUGAUGGGGGGGUCAGGGAGAUCCGGCGUACUCCAUUCUCUCUCCCAGAGUACCUGCAGCUCAGUCUGGAGGAGGCCUUCUUCCUGGUCUACAGCCUGGGCUGUCUGUCUGUCUACCUGCACCAGGAACCCCUGUCAAUCAUGGAGCUGUGGAGGAAAUUCCGGUCCCUGCGUCCUGACUUCAUCAGCUCGUACGCAGCCUAUCAUCACUAUCGCAGCAGGGGGUGGGUCCCUAAAGGAGGGGGGGCAGCCAAAUACGGCGUUGACCUCAUGUUGUACAGGAAAGGCCCACCUUUCUACCAUGCCAGUUAUUCCGUGGUAAUUGAGCAGGUGGACGAUGCGUUCACGGGCUCGGUGUUGCGUCCAUUUUCAUGGCGCUCUCUGGCGGCUCUCAGCAGGAUCACUGCCAAUGUGUCCAAGGAGCUGAUGUUGUGUUACAUCAUCUAUCCAGCUGACCUAUCAGAGGCUGACCUGGAUUCACCUGUGUGUCUGAGCAGACUGAAGGUUCAGGAAGUGAUUGUCAGCAGGUGGGUGUCCUCCAGAGAGCGAGCGGAGCAGGAUGACAUGAUUGGCUGACGGGAGACACUGAUGAUAUCACAGUGACAGAAUAGUGAUGUCAUAAAGAGACUGAUGACAUCGGAGCCAGAAACACAAAGACAAGCAUGGACAUCCUGAAAUAAAUAUUGUGUAGUUUUUUUUAUUAAUAAAAAUGAAAAAACUGAA
Messenger RNA from Monopterus albus (swamp eel), 1887 nucleotides. It is a transcript of the gene tsen2, whose product is annotated as TSEN2 tRNA splicing endonuclease subunit. The transcript has 11 exons. Gene Ontology annotation, cellular component: cytoplasm; tRNA-intron endonuclease complex. Bases 433 to 1740 code for a protein of 435 amino acids. Lineage: Eukaryota; Metazoa; Chordata; Actinopteri; Synbranchiformes; Synbranchidae. Gene Ontology annotation, molecular function: nucleic acid binding; tRNA-intron lyase activity. Gene Ontology annotation, biological process: tRNA-type intron splice site recognition and cleavage; tRNA splicing, via endonucleolytic cleavage and ligation. The record is from RefSeq and is a predicted model, not a curated record.